AAAAAAGACGCCUAUAAUCUGUCCCAUAGCAAUGCCUCUCCCAAAAAUGAUGCAGAUCUCAACAACAAAAAAACAGCAACAUUGCAAAGGCCGAAACAAAAGGGUCCUCCUAUUCUUCGGACAUGCUUGGACGAAACAGUAAACAUUCCGUCGGGAAACGCCAAUUAUGCAAUUUGCAAAUCUGUGGGUUGAGCUAGCUCGCGGCUGGCGCCCCUUCUCGAACAGAAACAGCAAAGAACAAAACCAUAGAAAU
This is a messenger RNA of Neurospora tetrasperma FGSC 2508, 253 nucleotides long. RefSeq lists its product as uncharacterized. NCBI's taxonomy places the organism in Eukaryota, Fungi, Ascomycota, Sordariomycetes, Sordariales, Sordariaceae. The transcript has a single exon. The record is from RefSeq and is a predicted model, not a curated record. The annotation marks the transcript as partial.